AGAUGCUGUAAGGCGUGUCUGGCUGCUCUCCGUGUGAUACUGAUGGGAGGAGGGCUCCUAAAAGUGAACCCACAGACCCGUUUCAACACUUUCCAAAGCAGACAACCCUCGGGACGGACUGCAGGGCGCAUUUACACGGGCUGUUGGAUACCUACUUCCUUUUGAACGCUCGUAAUUUGACUAAGAGUGGAGAAACAGCGACGUUAUUCACCAUGGGAGCGACACCAUCCGUGCAGCGGGACGCGAAGAGCCCUGAAGAUGCGCCAGAGGACAUCGGCGCGGAGCUCAGCGACACUCAGGAUGGAGAAAACGUAGACGGCAAGCCUCUUCAGAAGAAUGGACAGAUCUCCAUUUCCAGUCUUAAUGGGAAGACAGAUGAUCAGACAGAGUAUAAUGGCCACACGGAGGAGAACCCACCAGCUGAGGUUGGCCAGACGGAAACCAUCACCCAAAAAGAAGACAGCCCUGAAACAACUGAGGUGCAUCAAGAAGAGGUUGCCCCUCAGGUUAAUGGAGAGAAAGGAGACGAUUCUGCAAAUGCAGAUGAAAUUACAACCACAGAAGAGAAGGCAGUACAGGAAAAACAAGAGGAGGCCAAUGAGGUGGGCUUCAAGAAGAUCUUCCGUUUCGUUGGAUUCAAGUUCACACUGAAGAAAGACAAGAAUGAGAAAACUGAGCCUGUGCAACUGCUGACAGUGAAGGAAGCAGAGAGUGGUGCAGAUGCAACUUCUGAGGAAAAGAAAGAGGAACCUGCAAUAGAGGAAGAUAAAUCGGUGGAAGACAAAUCACCAGAAACUACAGAAAAAGAGCAAGAGGCCACGACUGAAGAAGAGACUGAUAAGGCAGAAGAACCAGCAGACCAAACUGUAGUUGAUGCCCCAUCAGAGACUGAAAAGGUCGGUGAGGAGGUGACUGAAAAAUCUGCUGAAGAAAUAGGGACAGAAAAAGAACCAGAGAAAGAACCAGAGCCAGAAGCGCCAACUGAAUCGCCCACAAGUCCAGAGACACAGAGUCCCUUUAAGAGAUUUUUCACUCAGGGAAUCUUUUCUAACCUGCGGAAGAAGGCAAGCUUCAAAAAGCCCAAAGAUGAGGAACAAGGCAAGGAAAAGUCUGCAGAGGAGGACAUUAAGGAAACUGAGGAGACAGCAGAGGGUGUUGUUGAGGGUACAGAGGAACCUAAAGGGGAUGCAGAGAAAGAACCAGCUGACGGUGAGCAGAUAGAGAAACCUUCAGAAAAGGUUGAAACUAAAGCUGAAAUGACAACUGAAACAACUUCCACUGAAACAGAAGAGCCACAAGAACUUAAAGUAGAAGCUGAGGCUACAAGUGAAGCUGAAACUCUGACUCAAACUGAGACUCCUGAAGCUCCAGCUGCUGAAACUGCUGUUGAAGCUCAACCCUCCGAUGAUUCAAAACAAACAAGUGACAAGCCAGAUGUUUCAGAAGCAGCGACAACUGAAGCUGAAAUCCUGUCAUCUCAGGAGAAAUCCAACUUAAGCCCACUUAAGAAGCUGUUUACAGGAGCAGGGCUAAAAAAGCUGUCAUCCAAAAAGCAGAAGAGUAAAAAAGAAGCAGAGUCAAAGCAAACAGAAUCAAGUGAACCAGUUGCUGAAAACAUCCAAUCAUCCACUGAGUCAGCUGAGCCCCAGAAACCUGACAGCGGAGCAUCUUCUCCAGAAGAAUCUGGUGAGCAUCUUGUAGGGGAGGUACCUCAAGCUGAGGUGGCUCAAGCCGAGGUGGCUCAAGCUGAGGUGGCUCAAGCCGAGGCUGCUCAAGCUGCAGAGACUGAGGGUGAACCAGUCACUUCUGACAGUGAGAAGAAGAAAGAUGGAAUUUUACCUUGGUCCUCUUUCAAAAAACUAGUCACUCCAAAAAAACGUGUCAAGAGGCCCUCUGAGAGCGAAGAUGAAGCACCUGGAGACAAACCAAAAUCUUCUACCCUAUCUUCAAAUGAGAGUGCUGUCUUUGAUGAGAAAACUGAUGAGACUAAACCUUCUGAAGAGGUACCAUCUGAGUCUAAAGAAGAGUCACAGGCAGAAUCAAAGGCUGAGCCAAAAGUCGAAAAGCCUGAACCAGCUGCAGAAGAACCAAAAAGAAAAAUGGAUACAUCUGUGUCCUGGGAAGCCCUUAUUUGUGUGGGCUCAGCUAAAAAAAGGGCCAGAAAGACUUCUUAUUCUGAUGAUGAAGAACCUAAGAUUGAGGAAGAAGUGCAGCAGUCAGGAGAAGAGCAGAUAAAAACCGCUGAGUCCCCUCUUGUAAGCUCUGGUGAAGCUGAUCAUGAGAAUUUGGCUUCUUCACCUGAACCAGAAGAAGAACUUGUGUCUACCUGGGAAUCUUUCAAGAGGCUGGUAACCCACAGAAAGAAACCUAAAGCAGAAGACAAGUCUGAUGAAGCCUCAGGCCCAGAGCAUACAACCUCUGACAGUGAAGCCCCCAAAGAAGAAUCCUCUUUCUCUUUGAGGAAAUUGAUUCCACGCAGGAAGAAGAAGUCUGAUGGUAAACAAGAGCAGAUUUCUUCUGACAUUGGCUCUGCAGAGGAUGAUUCUGACACUCCAGCUGUGGUACCUCUUUCAGAAUAUGACAAUGAACCAGCUGCAGAAGUUGCGGUUAAGGGAGAGGAAGUGAAGCAAGAAUCUGCACCAGUCACCCAGGCAAAAACCUCAGCUGAGGAUAGAUCACCAUCUUGGAUCUCAACCACUGUGGAAAAUGUUGAGGAUGAGACAGAGGGAAAGCAGUUGAGUGACAUACCCGAAGAAGGAGACACAGCUGCCACACCCAAAUCGACUGAUAACACUAUUGCAGAGGACAUUGUUGAGCUUACUUCAGAAGCAGUUACGGCCCUUGAACAAGUAGAGGAGACUGAAAUGGUUUCUGCUGUAUCACGUGUUACAGCAUCACCAGUUACAUCAGGUGAGACAACUCCUGUCCCAGGUGAUGGUGUAGAGAAGACGACUGAUAUAGUACUACAAGAAGCUGUGGAAACUAUCAGUGUUACCAUAAGUGCCAUGGCUGUCACCAUGACUAAGGAACAGGAAGAAAUAGUUGCAGUCACCACUGAUGCUCUUUUGGUCGAGUCAGCUAUCAAGGAAGAGAAAACCAUCUUGGUUGCACAUGAGAAAACAGAGGCAACUAGUGUUUGCACUGGCCUUGACACCAGUGAAAUAAAGGUGGUGGAGGAAGAAAACCUCACUCAGAAGCCUUCAGUGGAGUCGGUAACAGUUGUUAGCCAGGUUCUUGUCACAGAGUUGGCUGUUGAAGACAAUACACAGGAGCCUGAACAGGCCAGUAUGACUGAGGAUGAGGUUCAUGAGGCUCAGAUGAGUGGAGGUCAGACAGAGCUCAAAGAAAAUGCGGUUGAGGAGAAAGCACAGUUUGAAGAGAUAAAGGAGACGCCUGAAGCUGAGACUGUGACUGAUCUCCAAGAAGUAGCAGCAGUCAAAGUAGCGCUCAUCAAUGCUGUACAACAGGAACCAGAGUUUCUUGAAGAGCCGGUGGUGGCAGAAAAAUCCCCUCAGGUUGAGGCUGCAGGUCCUGUGGAACCAACUGUUGAAGAUUCAGUCUGUGCCCAAACUGUAGAAGUCACUGAAGUUGUUGUUGCCGAAGUUGAGAAAGUGCAAGAACUGGAGGAUGUUAAAGAAGCUAAAGCCACAGUUGAGGUAGCAUCUGUGGAGGGAGUUGCCAUGGCUGUAACAGAGGAGGUCAUGGCAACCCUUCCAGAGGUGCCUGCUUCUCAAACUGCUGGGUCUACAGAAGAUCUAAUUCCAGUUGUAGCCGCCACUGAAGAAUUUGCAGUCAUCAAAGAGACUGUUUGUGUUACAAGCUCAACAUCUGAGAUGACAGAAUCCCAUUCAGCAGAUCUAGCUUGUGAAAUUGUUAUGGAAAAGGUUCCUCUUGUUCUUCCCGCAGAUGACCACAAAAUCCAGGUUAAAGUGAAUGAUGCUGAGGUUGGCUCUGCUCAAGAAGUUGUUGAGAGAAGCUUAGAAGUAACCUCAACGAAAGUUAGUGUUGUGGUUGAAGAAGUUAUUGAGAAUGUGAAAGAAGAAACUGAAGUGAUCCAGGCAACCCAAGUGACAGAAGCAGAAAUCAUUGAGAAACAGAGCAGUGUUAUUGUGCAAGAGGUCAUUCAAAAUGUUGUAGAGCACCUUGCUGAGGCACAUGCAGAACAAAAAGUGUCUACUGAGAAGGUAGAAAGCUGUACCACAUCAGUCGAUGUCAAAUUUGAAGAGGCCCCAGUGGUUUUUGGAAUGAUUGAGGAAAAAACUUCAACAGAAGUCGUUUCGGAGGAAAAAGCUUCACUAGAAACAAGCCCAGAGAAGCCAAAAGCAUCUGACGAUAUCUGCAAAGAUGAUAAUGAACAAACUCGCAUUGUUACUGAGAAACCAAUGAAAACAGUCAACGACACCAUCCUGAUUACAGAAACAGUCACGGUUUCUAUCACAGAUGAAAUCCAACCUCAAAAUGAGGAGGUUGCCACAGUCUCUGUGGAAGAUGUGCAUCAUAAAACAGAGGUAACAAAAAGUGAAGUCGAACUUGAGCAAGCAGAAGAGAAAAAGCUUAGUGGGACCACAGAAAGUGAAGAAGGAAAAAGACAAGUUGAAUCACAUCCCAAGGAAGUGCCAACAGAAAUCCAGCAAGAGACACAAGCUUCAGAGGUUUCAGAAGCCAUACCAGAAGAAAAGAUGACCGAAACAUCUGUUAUGGGUGAAAGUCAAGACCAGAUUGUGGCUGAUCAGUGUCAAAUGGCACAGGAGGUACAGAUUGAGACUGCACAGGAAUUUAACGUUGGUGUCAUAAAUGUCAUAAAUGCAGAUGAUGUACCUGUUCAAGACACUGAAACAAACAUGAAAGAAGAAAGUUCAGAGGACCAGGAAUCAGUAGAAGACAAGCCUCAAAAAGACUUGGAAGAACCUCAAAUGGAGGUUUCAACACAGGACACAACAAACCAGGGAGAGUCAAGAGAUCCAGACUGUCAAAAGACAGAUGCUGAAAAUGUACCUGCCAAACUGGAGACUGCUACUGAGAAGACAGCAAAUGCCGUUGCAGUGGAGGAGGUGAUGGAGGAGGUUGGGAAUGAGAUCGAGCCAGUCUCCUCAGAGGUUGUCACAGUGUCAUGAGCAGUCUGCAUGUAAAAAGCAGUUACAUGUCUGGGGCACAGAGCUUUCCAGAAAGCAGGAAGUGAGUGGCAGCCAUGGAGGACACUAAGAGACAGUGCUCUGUACCAACUCCCAGACCAAGAGAUUUAAGGCCAAUCUCCCUUCUCUUGUUCUCCUUUAAUCCAUCCAUUCAUCCCUCUUAUCCUUUUUCCAAAUUCCCCAUAACUCAGCUGCCCCCUACUCCUAAUUUCCUGUAUUUUGCCAAACUGCAUCAGAUGCCAUUUUCCCCACCUGUAACUUUUUGUGAUGAACAUUUUCUUUUUUUAUUAGUUCCCAGCAGUCUGCCGAAUGGAGAGUUUAUGUAUGUGUGGUUCUUGUAUGAGCGUAGGUGUGUCUGUAGUGUUGCAAUAGGAGGGUUAUGUUUUGUAUAUUGUAUUUAUAUCGAAGAUAUUCUCUCAACCCUUUCAAACAUGUUCAAACCUUCUAAAACAACCAUUGAAAUCAUGAUGUCAUGCUGGUGUAAAACUACAAAAUACUUAGACAUGUCAUUUUAACAAACGUGGUACAGAUACAUCCUCUACAGCUAUAGCAAAUGAAAAAUUGCAUAAUAUGCUGUGGCUGUAAUGUGAAAAUUAGGUAAAAUUCAGUGAACUCUGAAACACAAUAUCCAGCCAUUAUCAUCUCCAUUCUUACUGUAGAUAUACCACUUCUUCGUCCCUUACUGUGAAAUGUUCUUUUUGUUAUGUAUAUUUAUCAUGUACAAUCACGAUGAAUGAUUUCACCAUUAAUGUGUGACAUUUGAGAUUUUAAGAGUCUGAUGUUCAAUUUGAUUUGCUUUUAGUGGUACCCUGUGAAAUGAUCACGAUGAUGACAGACGCCUGCUUGAGUAGGGAACGUUUAGAAAAGGACAUUUCAUUGUCCUCAACGUACAUGUGCACUUCACUGUUUAACGGCCUUAGCGAAUGCGUGUUUCAACACCAAAAAUGCACCUGAGGUUAAAAGAAAAUUGUGCGAUAAUUGUGCGAGGAGAAUUGUAUUAAUGCCAUGUAUUGGUAAACUCUCCGACACAGGUUACACGUGGUUUUAAUUCACAGAUAUGUGGGUAUUCAGUAAUAUAGUGUAGAAUAUUUUUGCAUUCCUAAUCUCUGUAUCAAGGACUGUUAUUUCUUUGAAAGACGUGGUAGAUGCCUUAUUGUCAGCCUCUUUGAAAUGAGUCUAUAUUAUAGCAUACAUGCAGACAGGAUGACAAGGAAAGCAUUUAAAAAAAAAUGUAAAUGAGUGAUAGUUGUGUAUUUGGAUGAUGUUGGCAAACUGUAAAGGAAAAUUUAGUACAAGUAAUUUUUUUAAUGAAAAUGCAUAUGCCAAAAUUCGAGCAGUCGAAAUGUGUACUGGUUAACGUUCAGAAAGUAUGCAAAUGACAGAGACUGCACAGGGUGCAUUAUCUUGAAAAAAAAACAGCUUUGCUACUACUGUCACGCUUUGAAUGAACAGCCCACUCACAUUCUUUUCUUAGCUUUUUAUAAUACAGUCUACCGUGAAGCUCCUUUAACAUUUGUACAAAUUGUAUACCUAUGUACCUUUAGUCAUAUUGUAAUAUUAACAAAUAACCAAUGAAAGCAUUAAGGAAUGUUAUAUACCAGUAGCAUGUGCCUCGCCUCUUUUUGUAUUCUUCAAGCUGUUAAUACUAUGGAUUCAAAAUCAUGUCUAUAUUUCAUUCAAAUAAAGCUAGUGUA
Messenger RNA from Sinocyclocheilus grahami, 6826 nucleotides. RefSeq names its product A kinase (PRKA) anchor protein 12b (gene akap12b). Gene Ontology annotation, molecular function: protein kinase A binding; calmodulin binding. The record is from RefSeq and is a predicted model, not a curated record. Gene Ontology annotation, biological process: signal transduction; regulation of protein kinase C signaling. The coding region runs from base 213 to 5114 and encodes 1633 amino acids. Gene Ontology annotation, cellular component: cytoplasm. NCBI's taxonomy places the organism in Eukaryota, Metazoa, Chordata, Actinopteri, Cypriniformes, Cyprinidae. The transcript is spliced from 4 exons.